AUGUCCCCUGCGCUGGGUUUAAACUCGCAGCACUCAAAUUUUUGCUGUAACAAGUUUUAUUUUAAACUCUCCUGGGAUUUACAACGGAGGUUCACGCUGGCGUUCCGCUGCAUCGAUGGAGUUUACCUCCCCAAACACGAGAGCGAGUUUGUGCAUCUGGUCCUGGAGGAACUCGACGCCUUUGAGCAGGAGGAACAGAGGAACAGGGUGCUGCUGUUCCCCCCUCUGUCCAGCAGGUGGCGUUAUCUCACCCACAGGACGGUGGAGGAUCGUCCUGAGCUCUGCUCCUUCUCUGUGGGGGAGGAUCUGUUGAGGAGAGUCGCUGUGUGUUUCUGCCACAUCAGGGGGGAGGUGAAGGACGACGCUGAUCUGGAGAAGAGCGACGUUUUGCACGAAGAAGAGAAACGGAAAGAAUCGACGCCCAAAAGAACGAAAGAAGAGAAAAACAGAACAAAGAAAAGACCCGACCAACCUCUGUACCUCCCCCGAGCGCUGAGGGAGAGACAGAGGACGAGAGGAAGAGGGGGAGGACGAGGAGGAGAGAGGGAGGAGGAGGAGCAGAGGACGAGAGGAAGAGGGGGAGGACGAGGAGGAGAGAGGGAGGAGGAGGAGGAGGAGCAGAGGACGAGAGGAAGAGGGGGAGGACGAGGAGGAGAGAGGGAGGAGGAGGAGCAGAGGACGAGAGGAAGAGGGGGAGGACGAGGAGGAGAGAGGGAGGAGGAGGAGCAGAGGACAAGAGGAAGAGGACGAGGAGGAGAGAGGGAGGAGGAGGAGGAGGAGCAGAGGACGAGAGGAAGAGGGGGAGGAGAGAGAGAGGAGCAGAGAGGAGGAGUGAAGGAGGUAGGAGUGAGGGAGAGACAGAGAGAGGACAGAGGAGGGAGGGAGGAGGAGAAGAGGACUGAAGCCAGAGAUGUGAACUCUAACCUGGACUGGACUUUAAACCGAGAGAAAAGUGCAGACCCCCCAGAGGAGGAGGAAGAGAGAGGGAGGAACAGAGGACAGGAGGAGGAGAAGAAGGAGGAGGAGAAGAAGGAGGAGGAGAAGAAGGAGGAGGAGGACAGGACCCGGCUGAACGGAGCCGAACAGAAAGUGUGGGACAAGGACAUUUUGAGGACAGAGACCAGAGACUGGACUGUCCCUGACUCGACCCCGGACUCGGCCUUGGACUCGGCCUUGGACUCGACCUUGGACUCGGCCCCGGACUCGACCUUGGACUCGGCCUUGAACUCGGCCUUGGACUCGGCCUUGGACUCGGCCCCGGACUCGACCUUGAACUCGGCCUUGGAUCGGCCUUGGACUCGGCCGGACUCGACCUUGGACUCGGCCUUGGACUUGGCCUUGGACUCGGUGCGUCUGAGCUGUGAGUGUGAAAACCCUGGAGUCGACUCAGACUCAGAGGAAAUCAGCCAAGAGGUGCGCGCCCACCUGAAGGCGGGCGUGGCUUUUGGCCUGGGCUCUGUACUCGGUGACUUCUCGUCUUUUGAGUCGGUGUCGUUCUGCGCUGAGGCGUUCGCUCACGUCAUCGAGAUCUACGACUUCCCGCCGCUUUUCCAGACCCAAGACCUGCUGGACGCCUUCACCCAGUACAGUGAUGGGGGGAUGAAGAUAAAGUGGGUUGAUAACACUCACGCUCUGGGAAUCUUCUCCUGUGAAGCAGCAGCUCUUCAGGCUUUGUCCAUGUCUCAUCCUCUGCUGAAGACUCGUCCUCUGUCCCAGGGCAGCAACAAGGCCAAAGGAAAAGCCCUGAGACGAGCAGAGUUUCUUCAGCCGGUGAGGGAGCGUCCGAGGACAGAUUGUGCUGUGGCUCGGAGGAUGGUGACCAGAGCCCUGGGUCUGCAGAGGAGAGGCCCCCGAUACUGACGCCCCGAUACUCACCGAUACCCACCGAUAAUGACACCGAUACUCAGCGGCACUGAGCAGGAGGGUUGUGAAGUUUCCUCAGGACGAGUGUCGUGUUCAGAUUUGCUGCUGCGGCGCCGAUUUUAUCUCCUAAUUUUUCCAUCGACUGUUUCAAAAAACAAAAGACUCUCCGUUUUUAUGUUUUAAAAAUGUUGAAAUUGCAGUUUUGUUUUUAUAAAGUUCAGUUUUGUAAAUGUUUGUGUUAAUUUAUUCAUUUUUUCAAAAUAAAAAGAGUUUUGUUGUUGAACA
Molecule: messenger RNA, 2148 nt
Organism: Boleophthalmus pectinirostris (great blue-spotted mudskipper)
Lineage: Eukaryota; Metazoa; Chordata; Actinopteri; Gobiiformes; Gobiidae
Gene: r3hcc1
Product: R3H domain and coiled-coil containing 1
Molecular function (GO): nucleic acid binding
Source: RefSeq, a predicted model, not a curated record